GACUGUUUACUACAUGAGACAGUCUGCAGCGCUGUCUUCUGCACUGGCUCCGCUCUUCGUCUUAAAAACACUCGUCUUUGUAUGAUAAUAAGCUUAUUGUCAGUCAGACUGAAGGCUGUCUGCAGGAGCGUCUCUGGAGUCACGUGCUGUCAACACCUCCGUGGAUUUGCUGACAAACUCAUUCUCAUUUCCUCUUCUUGACGGGACAGUCACGCGUCAUCUCGGAGCUCACGAGAUGAACUUCGUUGUUAUGAUUAGAAACUAAAACUCCACAGUCCACUCAGUUUGACAGACGACAGUAGAGAUGAGGCCCGGGACAUUUGGGCGUUUGGAUGGGAUUUGGAUUGUGGCUGUCUGCAUCUUGACGCUCUGUCUAGGAUCUCUACACGCCAUGGCGCUCAAAUCUAAACUUUUAACAAGGUUUGGAGGGCAGACUAACACCAAAGAUAGCCAAAUAAGCUAUAAAACUCUGUACAUUGACCAAAAGAUUGAUCAUUUUGGAUUUCAUGAAGAUGGCACUUUUAAACAGCGCUACCUCCUUUCUGACAAGUACUGGCACCAACCUGGAGGUCCUAUUUUGUUCUACACUGGGAACGAAGGCGACAUCACCUGGUUCUGCAACAACACCGGAUUCAUGUGGGAGGUUGCAAAGGAGUUGGGCGCCAUGCUGAUUUUUGCAGAACAUCGUUACUAUGGAGAAUCUAUGCCAUUUGGGGAGGCUUCAUACAGUGACAGCAAACAUCUGAACUACUUGACCUCAGAGCAGGCACUGGCAGAUUUUGCAGUUUUGAUUAAAAACUUAAAAAGCACUAUACCCGGAGCCCAACAAAGUCCUGUUAUUGCAAUUGGAGGUUCUUAUGGAGGGAUGCUCGCGGCCUGGUUUAGAAUGAAAUACCCAAAUAUAGUCGUCGGAGCUCUGGCAGCCUCAGCUCCAAUAUGGCAGUUCCCUGGUUUGGUGCCAUGUGGAGCCUUCCACAAAACAGUAACUCAGGACUUUGCCAAAAGUGGCUAUAACUGUGAAGUGAACAUCAGAAAAUCAUGGUCGGCCAUAAAUAAUAUUUCUUCUACUGCAUCUGGUCUCGAGUGGCUGUCAGUGGAAUUUAGUCUCUGUGAUUCUCUCAAAAACAAAAAUGAUGUGGUGAGUUUCAAAAACUGGCUCCAGGAAACGUGGGUGAACCUGGCCAUGGUGGACUAUCCGUAUGAAGCCAACUUCCUCCAGCCACUCCCACGAUGGCCAAUCCAGGUUGUGUGCAAAUAUCUCUCUAUGGAUUCCACGGCAUCAGAGAAACGUCUGCUGAGCGGUGUUUCUCAAGCAGCAAAAGUGUACUAUAACUACACUGGAAGCUCCUCCUGUCUCAACAUCUCUCAGACAGCGACAGGCAGCCUUGGCGUUUUGGGUUGGUUCUAUCAGGCCUGUACAGAGAUGGUGAUGCCCAUGUGCACAGACGGAGUGAAUGACAUGUUUGAACCAGAAGAGUGGAACUUCCAGGCUUUUUCAGACGAGUGUAAAUCCAUGUUUGGAGUGAGGCCUCGAGCAGACUGGGCAGAAGUAGUUUAUGGAGGCAAAGACAUCAGCGCACAUAGCAACAUCAUUUUCAGUAACGGAGGCCUGGAUCCGUGGUCGGCUGGAGGAGUGACGCACAACAUUUCAGAGUCUCUGGUUUCCAUUCUGAUUCCUGACGGAGCGCACCACUUGGACUUGCGCUAUAGCAACAAUCUCGACCCCCCCACGGUGAGAGUGGCCCGAGCUUUAGAAAUCAAGUACUUUAAAGAGUGGAUCAAGAAGCAGAAAAGAGCUCACCGAUCCCACUUAAACUCUAGACUCUAACAGCACAAAGCAUCAUGGGAAAUAACCGAUGAUGCCAGUUAAGUUUUUGUAUUUUUGACAGUGACACUGUACUGUUUCUGCUUUAGCCAAAGAUGUAGUUUUUUAUUUUUUUUAUUUUUUUGUUUCUAGACAUGCUUACAAAUAUAUUCUCUCAUUGCCAUUUCUAAAUCCUUCAGAAUCAGGUAAUAUUUAGCUGUUCAAUCAACACUUUUUGCCUUUGUUUUAUGUUGGAUGUUUACACAACUUAUUAUAAAAUCAGCAAGACUACAUUGGCAACCUGACGAUCACUUUUUGUGUGAUCUAAAAGCAUUUUCUGUGAACCAAAGAUAAAAUAGGAGUGUGAAAUAUUGUGGUUAUGUGUAUGCAAUAUAGAUUAGAUUCAACAAAAUUAUGCAAAAUGUCUCUACCUCAAAUUACUGCUCUCGACUCAGACUUGUUUUUGCUACUACUGAAGAGAAUGUCUUUCGCACAAUGUGUCAUAAUUUGUUACCUUUUCCAAUAAAGCUUUUUAAAAU
This is a messenger RNA of Periophthalmus magnuspinnatus, 2343 nucleotides long. It is a transcript of the gene prcp, whose product is annotated as prolylcarboxypeptidase (angiotensinase C). Gene Ontology annotation, biological process: regulation of blood vessel endothelial cell migration; angiogenesis involved in wound healing; proteolysis. Lineage: Eukaryota; Metazoa; Chordata; Actinopteri; Gobiiformes; Gobiidae. Gene Ontology annotation, molecular function: dipeptidyl-peptidase activity; serine-type exopeptidase activity. The record is from RefSeq and is a predicted model, not a curated record. The transcript has 9 exons. The coding region runs from base 305 to 1828 and encodes 507 amino acids.